AUGGACUUCUUCUUCUGCAUCCCCAUCAUGUUCGGCUGCCCCAGCAAGAUCAAGCAGGAGGGCGAUGGCACGCCACACAUCUGCCCGCGCUGCCACAACGCCCAGGUGGUGCGCGCCAAGCGCAGCAAGCGCUUUGAGCUCUGCUGGAUCCCGCUCAUUCCUCUCGGCAAGAAGCAUCUCUUCUUCUGCUCCAUCUGCCAAUGGUCCGCGCCCGUCGACGGCGGCUUCCAACCACAAGUGGCGGGCGGAGGCUAUGCGCACCCUGGCGCGCCGGGCGGCGGGUAUGGAGGAUAUCCGCAGGGGCAGAUGCAGGGCUACCCGCCGAAGUGA
Messenger RNA from Tilletiopsis washingtonensis, 330 nucleotides. RefSeq lists its product as hypothetical. The record is from RefSeq and is a predicted model, not a curated record. The transcript has 5 exons. Lineage: Eukaryota; Fungi; Basidiomycota; Exobasidiomycetes; Entylomatales. The coding region runs from base 1 to 330 and encodes 109 amino acids.